AUGAAGGAAGGAAACCACCCCCACAACCAUGCAAAGCAAAGCCGCCACCGGUCUUUCACGCCCACUAGCUCAAGAUUCAUGCCCUCAAGAAGGGGGCGAUCCCAAGCAUCGCCAUCGCUCACUCUACUAGAGCUAGGGUUUUCCCCCGAAGCUAAGGGAAGGAGAGUUUUUAGGUUUUAUUGCGGUGUGACCAAACCGUGUUAUAGAACACAAAAGUCAAAGUGUGAAUUUAGCAUGGGUCAAUUGCUUCUUGUAGAAUCUGUCUACCCAGGACAUGAGGACAAGGGCACAAUGCAAACGACGGAGGAGGACGUCACACUGCACAUGCUGGAGAAGGAGGGCACAAUGCAAACACCGGAGGAGGAGAGGACAAUGAACACGACGAUAACAUCCCCAGGCGGCGAUUUUAGGCGCCCUCUGAGGCCAACGGCUGAAAAUGCUCUUACCAUGAAGAUAAGUGGCGAAACAGAUCAUAUCAGAUCCACCAGACCUAACCUGUCCCUGCCUAGGCUCUCCCGCUUCCGAUCCAUGGAGGAGGCGGAUAAAGGGGAGGUCUUCGAGAGGAACAACAAGUCGAGGCUGGACAGCCAUCCGGGGGCGACGGCGGGGACGGCCUGCCGGUUCACCGACGACCUCAUCCUGGAGAUCCUCUCCCGCAUCCCCGCCAGAUCCCUCCACCGCUUCAAGUGCGUCUCCGUGCGCUGGCGCGACCUCAUCGCCGACCCCGCCAACCGCAAGAAGCUGCCCCAGACCCUCGCCGGCUUCCUCUACACGACCACUGUCGGCUGUAAUCGCCACCACUUCGCCAGCGUCUCCUGCGGCGCAGCCCCGUUCGACCCUUCCCUCCCUUACCUGCAGCCUGGCAAGUACAAGGACAUGGCUCAGGUGGACGCCUGCAAUGGCCUCCUUCUCUACCUAAGCUCCAGCAAGAACAUGGUGAACCCUUGGGCUUGGGCAGAGGAUGAUUUCCGUUUUGUUGUGUGCAAUCCGGCCACUGGGAGUAAGGGUGUCUUUGUUGGCGGUAUGAUGUAUGUGAUUGGCAACCCGAAGGGCAUCAGCAACGAGCAUGUGCUCCUGGGGAUUGACAUGCAAGGUAAAGUGCGGAAGACUGUCCCUAUGCCGUACGGUCGAAGAUUUGGUACGAUGGGAUCGUCGCAGGGGUGCUUACUCUAUGCUGUAUCUUCCGUCGAUGAUAACAAUAAAAUCCUAGAUUCUGAGAUAGAACUCUGGUGCCUCAAGGAUUGUGACAGUAAAGAAUUGGUUCUGAAGCAUACUGCCAGCAUCAAUGAGCUUAUGAGCAUGACUGGGGAGGAGUACAGGGUGGCUGGGAUUCACCCAGAUUGCGACACCAUUUUCCUGGUUUCACAUGGAGGUGAUACCUUGGUAGCGUACGAUAUGCAACAUCAGAAAGUUGGUUGUAUCCUUAAUCUUGAGAAGAACACACAACGAUUUCUACCUUAUGUUCCUCUGUUCUCGGAGUCAUUAGCAGAUGGAGAUGGGCGUUCAGAUCAAUGCCUGGUUGUUACCCCUGUUCUUGUUUACCUAGCACAGGUUGUUGUUCUGGACAUGUAUUAG
Molecule: messenger RNA, 1575 nt
Organism: Triticum turgidum subsp. durum (durum wheat)
Lineage: Eukaryota; Viridiplantae; Streptophyta; Magnoliopsida; Poales; Poaceae
Source: the annotation of a GenBank genome assembly